Molecule: messenger RNA, 1646 nt
Organism: Emiliania huxleyi CCMP1516
Lineage: Eukaryota; Haptophyta; Isochrysidales; Noelaerhabdaceae
Exons: 5
Coding region: 85-1317 (410 amino acids)
Biological process (GO): pyrimidine nucleotide-sugar transmembrane transport
Cellular component (GO): Golgi membrane
Molecular function (GO): pyrimidine nucleotide-sugar transmembrane transporter activity
Source: RefSeq, a predicted model, not a curated record
GGCACGCGAUAGCAACUGGUUGUCGCCGUAGCAGCGUCAUGGCUGGUUGGUGAAGUUUAACCGUCCUGAUUCUAGGCACCGUCUAUGUGCGUCGGCGUCGGGAUCGCAACGCUCGCAGUCGCUCUCGCGUCACCAGUUGGGCCGCGGGUUCCGGUGGCGGCCGCGCGAGCGUCUGCCGCGAGCGCACCUCGCGCCGUGAUGGUGGGUAUGGAGCCGCGCCGAUCGCCACGGCUGCGCGCGAAGGAGCCGAGCCUCCUCGCCGACGCCGCCGAAUCUGCCGCCGGCCGCCCCGGCUCCACGGGAGGCUGGCUCGUGCGCCACCGCUCGCUGCUGCUGCUCAUUGCUCUCGUGCUGCACAAGUGCGCCACUGACGGGCUGACGCGCUGGACGCGGCUGCAGACGUCGUACUCUGGCGCAACGGUCGCGGUGCUCUCCGAGGUGUUCAAAUUCCCGCUCAUCGUGGCGGCGAUCUGCAGCAUCGGCGGCGGCGCGUCGCAGAUCGCGCCCGUCUUCAAAGAGGCGCUCUCCAAGCCGCUCGGCAACUGCUGGAUCGCGCUGUGCUACACGUUCAACAACCUGCUCUACUUCGACGCGCUAUCGGCCCUCUCCGCCGUCGCGUACCAGGUCCUCUCCCAGUCCAAGACCGUCUUCACCGCUGGCCUGAUGUUCCUCCUCGUCGGCAAGCGGCUGCGGCUGAGGCAGGUCCUCGCCAUCGGGAUGCUCAUCGCGGGGGCGGUGACGGUCAACAUGCAGGAGCUGGCGCGCGCGUCGGCGUCCGCGACGGCGGCCGGCGUCGCACCCGCCGCCGUCCUGUGGGGCGUCUUUCUCGUCCUCUUCUCCUCCUUCAUCUCGGCGCUGCCAAACGUCGCGUAUGAAAAGGUUCUCAAGACAGAGGGCGAGAACCAGUACGUCAACAACGUGCAGGUCACCGUCUGGAUCAUGAUCUGGAUCGGUGUGGCGCGCAUCCUGGGCGCGAGUCGCGAGCUGCUCGCCGGCGCCGGCGCCGCCGCGCUCCCCUCCCUCUCCCUCGGCGGGCUGGCCGGCGGGCUGCGAGCCGCUUUCGACGGCUUCACCCCGGCCGUCUGGGGAGUCAUACUGCUCAAGGCGCUCAACGGCCUCCUCAUCCCCGCUACCUUCAAGUACGCCGACAACAUCCUCUACUCGUACGCCAAGCCAUCCUCCAUCGUCGUCACCACGCUGGUGUCGGCGGCCUUCGCCGGCGUCGUCCCCGCGCCCUCGCUGCUGAUAGGGGUGGCUCUCGUCGUGUCGUCUGUCGUCCUCUACUCGUCCAAGCCGAAGGCCGGCAAGGCGGACUGAGGUCGCGGCUCUUCUUCGACGGUUGCUUGCCCCUCCCGCUCGGCCGUAGCCUCCGCCACACGCCCCGUGCGAGUCCGAGGUGUGUUUGCGUGUUGGGUUGCUCCCAUGACGUCUCGUUCGGAGAGCGAGAGGGCGUGUGUACAGGGGGUGUGGGCUGUGGCGAGGUGCGAGGUGCAGAGGAGAGAGGUGCGGUCACAGGGCGACACACGUGCACUGCUGGGAGUUUUCAGAGUGCUCCCCGUCACAGUACUACAGGGAGCAUUGUUCCACUUUUGCGGCUCCUCUAGCGCGUGCACACAUGGAAAAGCCAAAAUGCAAAAAUAGAGGUU